Molecule: messenger RNA, 2630 nt
Organism: Entelurus aequoreus (snake pipefish)
Lineage: Eukaryota; Metazoa; Chordata; Actinopteri; Syngnathiformes; Syngnathidae
Gene: ankk1
Product: ankyrin repeat and kinase domain containing 1
Exons: 9
Coding region: 89-2362 (757 amino acids)
Biological process (GO): protein phosphorylation
Molecular function (GO): protein kinase activity; protein binding; ATP binding
Source: RefSeq, a predicted model, not a curated record
GAACGCUGGUCGAUGCGUCUACGAGACAGAAUCCCGCUGAUGAUUGGGAUUAGACAGCGGCUGUGUUAACGGGGCUCGUGCGGAGCGGAUGACGGCAUUUAUGGAUUACCCGGAACCAUCCAAUGGAUUACUGAAGUACUUCAAGAAGGACGACUUCGAAACGGACCGGAUUAAAGUAGCAGAAGGCACAUUCGGUCAAAUCUACCAAGUGAAGGUCAAGCUGUGGCGGGAGAAGUGUGCCCUUAAAGUUUUGGACACCAGUGCCUGUCCACACAUGUACAAGAGAGUAAUGAAAGCGGCGUCCAACAUAGCGAAAGUGAAAUUCAAGUACAUAGUGUGCAUCUACGGUCUUUGCAACGAGGCACUUGCUAUAGUAAUGGAGUACAUGAACAACGGAUCGCUGAACAAUCUCCUAUUUAAUGUCAAUCUGAUGUGGCCUAAGAAGUUCCAGAUGAUUCACGAGGCCUCCAUGGGCAUGAAUUUUCUCCACAGCCUGCGACCUCCGAUACUUCACCUUAAUCUGAAGACAACCAACAUUCUGCUGGAUGAUCAUCUUCAUGUAAAGAUUUCAGACUUCGGUUUAAUCCACUGGGAAGAAGAAACGGACAGGAAGGUGUUAGAGCAUCUGAUAGCGAGAGGGAAUAUCAGCUACAUUCCUCCUGAGAACCUUGGUCAGUCCUGCAGUCCUCCAGGACCUUCCUACGAUGCUUACAGUUUUGGAAUAGUCAUCUGGGAGAUUCUGACACAACGGAAACCUUACGCAGGGUGCAGCAUGACCACCGUGCUCUUGCAGGUGUCACACAGAAAGAGACCCAGCGUGGAGAUAAUACCUGAACCUAAGCCCCCUGAGUGUGAUCAGAUGGUCGGCGUCAUGCAGCAGUGUUGGAGUCAGGAACCGCAAGCGAGGCCGCAAUUCUCUGACACCGUGAGGAAAACCGAGGCCCUGAGUGAAAUCAUGAAGCUACCAGGACCGCGUCAGAACAGCGUUGUGAAAGGACACGAAGGGGAACCCCAAUGCCCAGCUCUGCCCAUUUAUGACAUUUCCUUGCCGUUACCUGACCUUCUUCCAGACGAACAAUCCGGCAAGGAAGCCGUGCUCUCGCUCCUCUUCAAGAAGGACUUCAGCAGUUUCAGGUCGUCGGUAAAGCGAGAGCAUGUGUACACGCAGUUUAAGGGCAGCAAGAGCCUGCUGCACUACACGGUGGCCAGCGGGGACAAGACCAGCGUGGAGCAUGUCCUGCGUCUGGGUGCCGAUGUCAACUGUACCAUGGCUAAGGGGUACACUCCGCUGAUUGUUGCUGCCCUGAACAGACUUCACGACAUCAUGUCAUUGUUGCUGGACCACGGCGCCGACCCGGCCCAGGGAGACGAGGACCAGUGGACCGCCAUCCAUUUUGCGGCGCAGAACGGCGAUGACAGGGCCGUACGUCUCUUGUUGAAUAAAGGGAUGUUGGCGGAUGCCCGUGAAAAGUCAGGAUGGAUGCCCCUCCACCUGGCGUGCCAGAAUGGCCAUGAGACAGUCGUCCGCCUCCUGCUGACGCGGAUGUCCAUCAAGACGAUUGAGGAAAAGGAGGAAGCGCAGGGGAGGACGGCCCUGCACCUGGCCGCCAUUUACGGACACAUAAAUAUCACCAAGCUGCUCCUGUCCCAGGGAGCCCAACUUAACGCCACCGACGCCUCCCUGUCCACUCCUCUCCACUUGUCAGCCAACGCGGGAUGUAACAGAAUAGUGCGACAGUUGGUGAUGGGCGGAGCUGAGGUCGACCCUUUGGACAGGAAAGGCAGCACUCCGCUUCACAUGGCGGCGCUUAAGGGUCACACGGGCAUAUGCAGGCAGCUGCUGGCGCAAGGGGCCGACCCCGACGCCAAAACCAACCAAGGCUGGACGCCCAUGCACCUGGCCGCCAUCAAGAGACACGAAACCACCGUGGUGGAGCUAAACAACCAGGGCGCCAGCGUGAACGCCCCAGGCGACAAGGGCUGGACGCCGCUCCACCUCGCCUGCCACCAGAGCGAGGACCAACUGGUGGCCAAGCUCCUGGCGGCGCAGGCCGACCCCAACGUGAGGGAGGACGGCGACCGGUGGACGCCGUUGCACAUGGCCUGCGCCAGCCUCAGCUUCCCGAGCGUGCUCCACCUGAUAUCUCAUCACGCCGAGGUGAACGCUGUCAGCGCGCGGAAGGCCACGCCUCUGCACGUGGCCGCCCAGCACGGCGCCGUGGCCAUCGUCAAGGCGCUGCUGCUCAACGGCGCCGACGCCACCUUGAGAGACGCUUCCGGAUUUGCAGCUGUCGACGUCGCCCACAACCAUGGGAAAUAUGAAGUAGUGCAACAGCUUGAAACUUUUGCUGAAGAAAACUAAGGAACACGCAAUAUUUAUUAUUACACCCCUUCAAUCGAUGCGGGAAGGCUCAUCGCUAAAGAAGGAGUUGCUUUCCAUUUUUUGAUGCUUCAUCCAAUCAGCGCAGGAUGUUCCUAUCGCUCUAAAACACAAUAAAAACACAAAAAAAUAAAAUAAAACACAAUUGUCACUUUCAGGGGGAGUCUUACUGUCACCGCUGUUUCAAUGUUAAACAUUGACCAUCUGUUUCCUUGCAAUGAUGGAUUUAUAUUUUUUACAUGUGUUUUAC